GGGACUUAAGGACUUUGAUCUCCGUACUGAACCGUCACAUCUCCUCCACAACGAUCAUCAUGCUCAGCAUACAUUCUACUUCAGUAGAGUUGGAGGGUGUACCUACAGAAAUCAUGGUACAAGGAUUUGCGGAUCGUAUCCUCGUACUUGUUAUGCAAUUGGGCAAAGUUGGCAACUUGAUUCAAGCAUCCAUCCCAUCGACGACGCCACUAUUAUCGGCUGAUCUCGAUGAGGAUUCAACUAAUGGACUCCCUGCGCCCCCUGCGGCCAUCCGACUCACACCACUACUUGGUGGCGCUUCCUCUGAACAUCUGCAGACGCUGCAUUCAUUAUAUGCUGCACAAAUCGCCACCAUUAUCUGGGUCGAAGAAGCAAAGAAGAUGGCUGUGAACCGAAGAAGUGUUGUAGUUGGAAUAGCGCUUCAUAAAGAUGCUGAUGAAAGAAACACAUUUCACGGUGUAAUGAAUCAUCUUUACCGCCUAGUUAAAUAAGAUUUCCCAUUUUUAGGAUACACUAGGGUUAGGGUUAGAACUACUAAAAAUCGAAAAAAAAGAAUGGCCUGCUUAGCCAGAGUGGCCAUAGCAGGACUGGAAAAUAUUGAGACGGUGCAUGAGCCGGAGCCCAUACAAACCGUAGUUACCCUCUGUAUGGACAGGGUCGCCGUGCUAUGAAGGGUCCCCACGGCCCACAAACCCAGGUACUUGAAGGAGCCUAUGCCA
Suillus plorans is the source of this 719-nucleotide messenger RNA. RefSeq lists its product as uncharacterized. The record is from RefSeq and is a predicted model, not a curated record. The coding region runs from base 60 to 491 and encodes 143 amino acids. The transcript is spliced from 2 exons. NCBI's taxonomy places the organism in Eukaryota, Fungi, Basidiomycota, Agaricomycetes, Boletales, Suillaceae. Gene Ontology annotation, biological process: proteasome assembly.